Molecule: messenger RNA, 775 nt
Organism: Pyrus x bretschneideri (Chinese white pear)
Lineage: Eukaryota; Viridiplantae; Streptophyta; Magnoliopsida; Rosales; Rosaceae
Product: nucleolin-like
Exons: 3
Coding region: 257-775 (172 amino acids)
Source: RefSeq, a predicted model, not a curated record
CGUGGGUUCACCCUCACUACUCACUAGACCAGACAUUCUGCCCCAGACACCCUUCAAAUUCACCCUCCCUCCCUCCCUCCCUCCCUCCCUCUCUCAUCCCCUCCCUCCCCCUCUCCCCACACACACACUUUCUCUCUCUCCCCUCACACACACACACACUCUCUCUCUCUCUCUCUCUCUGUUUGUGCAAUUUUUGCUCUGAUUUUUUUGUCUACUUUUUCAGUGUAUUUUUGAGAUUUUUUUUGCAGCGAAGAAGAUGGAGUUGUGCGCCUCUGAGAAAAAGGGCAUGUGGCUUGGCUCUUUUUUGGAAGCAAUGGUGGUCAACACUGUCCUUGCUGCUCCCAACUCCCUUGCUCUACUGCUCCUUGCGACUGGGGCGCUGAUGAAUGAUAUCAAUACGUCACCAGAAUUGACUGCAGUCACUGGAAGGUUUCCUUUUGAAGAACUUCUGAAACUGGAAAAACCUGGUGCGGAAAACAAAGAUGCCAGCGAUACAGAGGAUGACGAAGAGGAUGGAGAUGAUGAGGAGGUGGAUGACCCAAAGGAUGAUGAUGCAGGAGAUGAGGACUUCUCAGGUGAUGAGGGGGCAGAUAAAGAAGGGGAUCCAGAGGAUGAUCCUGAAGCCAAUGGUGACGGAGGCAGUGAUGAAGAGGAUGAUGAAGAUGACGACGACGAUGAUGAUGGUGAUGAUGAUGAUGAUGAAGAUGAGGAUGGAGAAGAAGAGGAAGAAGAGGAGGAAGAGAUUCCAGAGCCACCUGCCAAAAGGAGGAAGUGA